UUUAAAUUUCGCUACCAGACAGCUUUCAACAACAACAAAUCUCUUCUACGGUAACCCAGAAAGGACAAAAAGGAUCAAGGUCUGUCGCUCUCUCCCGACAAGAAGGAAGUUAGCAAGCUAGUCGUCGAAAAUCAUCUUGAACUUUAUAAAAAUGAGGGUGAAAGAUCGUCCUCAGUGUUACUUUGAUGUGGAGCUCAACCGGGACCCAGUUGGGCGUAUAGUAUUUCAGCUUUAUUCCGAUGUUUGUCCCAAGACAAGCAAGAACUUUCUCUGUCUGUGCACUGGAGAGAAGGGAAGUGGGAAAAUCACAGGGAAAAAGCUUUGCUACAAAGGAUCCACAUUUCAUAGAGUUGUGAAAAACUUUAUGAUUCAGGGAGGCGACUUCACAGAAGGAACGGGGAGAGGAGGGGAGUCCAUUUAUGGUGGCUACUUUAAAGAUGAGAAUUUCAAUCUUAAACAUGACCGAGCAUUCCUGCUAUCAAUGGCCAAUCGGGGGAAAGACACAAACGGCUCACAGUUUUUUAUAACAACCAAGACUGCGCCUCAUCUUGACGGAGUCCAUGUUGUCUUUGGUCUCGUCAUCUCUGGCUUCGAAGUCAUAAAGAAGAUUGAAGGGCUGAAGACUGAUUCAGCGAGCAGACCGUACGCUGACGUGAGAGUGGUGGACUGUGGUCAGCUGAUCACCAAGUCUGCAAAUGACGUUCUUGAAGACAUGAGGAUAAGAGGAUCUCCUCGUUCCUCGCUCAACUCAGACGACUCGGCAUCUCACUUCUCGUCAGAGGAGUCUGAAAGUCCAGCAGAAGAAAAGCGCAAACGUCAAAAGCUCAAGAGGCCCGGAAAAAGUCAACCGCCUAAAAAGAAAAAACGAGAGGCAAAAAAGGCGAAGAAUUUAAAUAUUUUGAAGAAAAGGCCUGUGGAGCAGGAGACAGUGCAGGGAGAACAUGAAGAAGAGAAGGAGGCCGGUGGAAAGAGGGAGAAACCUGUCGUCCGUCCGGAGGAGAUCCCACCUGUGCCAGAGAACCGCUUCCUGCUGCGACGGGACAUGCCAUCCCAACAAGUCAAAACUGAAAUUGUUGAGAGAGAAGAAACGACAGUUUCAGCUGACCAGAAACCAGCCGUGUCAAAGUCUGGGAGGAGGAUCAGAGGCAGAGGAACGAUAAGAUAUCACACUCCUACAAGAUCCAAAUCCCGCUCUGCAUCCUUGGAGGAGCGUGGAAGUAGCGAAACUCCGCCGCAUUGGAAAGAAGAGAUGAAGAGAAUCAAAUGUUAUCAACGCCCAAGCAUGGAAAGAUGGAACAAAGGAGACAAAUUGAAUGACCAAUCUUCAAGCAGAUGGGACGACAGAAGUGACUCGGCAUGGUCCCACUCAGUGGAACACUCUUCCGACCGCAGUUCAGAGAGGUCCAGCCAGCAUCAGCAUGUGAAAAAAGAAAAGAAGAAGGCCAAACACAAGAAAAAAGCCAAGAAGCGCAAGCAUGCCAAGAAGAAAAGCUCCAAGAGCAAACCCCCUGAAGCCUCCGUGUCAGAAAAUGACAAAGCAAUGUCUUCAGGGAGAAGUUCACAUUCAUUAUCACACUCGCCGUCAAGCCAGCACCGUUCGCCAAAGAGACGGCGGCGCUCCUCACGGUCGUUUUCUCAUUCCUACUCUAGAUCUUACACACUAAGUCGAUCCACAUCUCGAGGAAGGUCCAGAUCUUAUUCUCGGUCCAGGAGCGUCUCUAGAUCAAGAAGUAGAUCUUUGUCUAGAUCCAGAUCACGGUCCUUAUCUCAAUCCAGAUCAGAUUCCAGGUCCAGACACCGAUCCAGAACUCUGUCUAAAAAGAGAAGUUUAUCUAGAUCUCCAAGAAAAAGGAAAACAAGGGUUCCCAAAUCUGACGGUAAGAGCCGUGAGACAGAGAAGCUCCCAGAAGUCACUCCUGGUAGCAGACUGCCAACAGUUCCAACACCUGAAAGUGUGCCGGUCAUCCCACUGAGCGACAGUCCUCCCCCCUCACGCUGGAAGCCAGGUCAAAAACCCUGGAAGCCGUCUUACGUCCACAUCCAAGAAAUUAAAGCUAAAGUUUCCUCCAACAUGGCUUCAUCCGGCGGGCAAGCCACAGACAGCCUCACAGAAAAAGCUCAGAGUUCAGGAACUCCUAAAUCUCUACCAGAAGACAGUCAAGGUGCACUCAAAGCUGCGCUGGGUUCAUGCAGCAGAUUGUCCAGGAGCCGGUCCCGGAGCAGAAGCUCCAGUCGGUACAGAAGCAGGUCGUCCUCCUGCAACGGAUCAGACUUUGAAAACUCUCCAAAAACGAGCAGCAGAAAGGUCAAGUCAUUAGACAAGGAAUGGGAAAAGUAUUACAGUUCCCUAAACCGGAUAAAAAACCUGGAUAAGUACAUUUCCAUGAGUGGUGGUAGAGAUGGUCACUCCGGAUCAGACAGAGGAACCGGCAGUAAACACAGUCAGGACGAUGGAGACUUUGUGGAAGAAAUAAAGGAGACAGAAAAUGCACAGAAUUCCGAGACGAACCAUUCACUUCCAGCUGGGAGGUCUGAAUGGGAUAGUGACGGGGAUAAAGUUAGCCAGAGUGAGUCUGCCGUCAGAACGAAGCAGCAAGAAGAAGAGGACCUGCUCGGGCUGAAGUCUGUCCUUGCAGGAUGGAAUUCAGACAGCGAUUCAGAGAACAUAACAGGAAGAAUAUCCGCCAUGUCUGAGAAAGAGGAAGGGGAGGCAAGUUCGGAGUCUGACCGCGACGCUUUAAAAAACAUUUCAAGGCACAAGGUUGUGCCUCCUUCUUCCGGUCAAUCCGAACAAAGUUCUGGAAAUCCUGCAGCUCCGGAGAAGCACAAGAGUAAAAAGAAAGCCAAGCGGAAGCACAAACACAAGAGGAGAAGCGUCAGUAAGACCUCCCAUCACAGCAAGGACAAAACCAAGAAUUCAAAGAGGAAAAAACUGAAGCUUAAAGAGAGUUUUCACUGGCAGCCCCCUCUAGAGUUUGGAGAAGAGGACGACGAGGACGAAUCCAGAAGGGAGAAAAACAUCCCUGCAAGAGUUUUUCUGGAAGAUUCUAAUGAACCUGAAAAUGUGAAGGACCAACAUUUAACCAAUUUGAAAAACAACCCCACCAAAGAAGAUGAAAGGGGUCAACAGAGAUCAAAAGAAACGACUAGAAACAGCAAAAAUCCUGAGCCUCAUCAGUCUGACAAAAACAGUACAAGUUCUUAUUGUUCAGGCACCAAAGAGCAGCAGUCUCUAGACGAUAUGGACAUCUGUACUCCAGAGCACAUCGACAUAUUCGAACCUCUGCCUUCUAAUGAUUCCACCGUCCCUGAACCGAAUCCAGAAGCAACCUCAAAGUCCUCUAACACGACGAGCAAUGAGGGUUCUUCAGAGCAGAGCAACCAACCGAUUACUGCUUCUUCCACAACAGCCGAUAGUCUCCAAGAUGAACCUACAGUAUCCAAACCUUUGAUUACUUUUAAAUGGAAGCCAAUUAAAGGCACGACAGCUCUACAGAAUGUGAGCGCAGCACCUGUCACUGUUAAAAACACUCAAGAAAGCCAGAACCGGAACGCACAGGGAGUGAAGAUGGAGAUCAAGAGUAAAAGUCUGGUUCGACCGGGCUCGCUGUUUGACGAGGUACGGAAGACUGCACGGCUCAACCAGAGACCCAGGAACAAGGAGAGUUCCAGCGAAGAAAGUUCUCCUGUCGCGGGAAAGACGAGGGAGACGUCUCAUGCUCGCUCGCUGCAGAAGGCGAGGUCAGAAUCUAGAAAUUCUCGCUCCGCUUCCAGUCACCGGUCAGGCUCCAGAGGGUGGUCCCGCUCGUACAGCCGGUCGAGGAGUCGAUCCCGCAGCUCAAGCUACUCCUCUAGGAGCCGCAGCAGGAGCAGGAGGAGACAUCGAAGAGGACGAUCUCGCUCCCGCAGCAGCACUUACCGGAGUUACCGGAGUCACCGGGGUCACAGCCGGAGUUACAGCAGAAGUCUCUCCAGGAGUCGCUCGUAUCACCGUCACAGGGGAUCCAGGUCAGACUCCUAUGACAGCUACACCAGUCGCAGUCGGAGUGGGAGCAGGUGGCAUCGACGAAGUGACAGCUACAGGAGCUCUGGGCGCCGAUCCCGAUCUUAUCACUCAUCCAGUCGCAGCUCGUCCAGGCGCAGGAGUCACAGUCGCAGCAGUCGGUACAGCUGAGCUGCCCUCAGCCAUCUGCUCAGAGGGAGCAAACCACAAAGUCUGCAUAUUGCGCCCACAUAACAGCAGAAACUCAAAGAUCAGCAACUAAAACUCCAAGACAAAGAGUUCUGUCCCUCCCUCCUGUUCUAGAACUGACCGCUGUUACAUGAGAUGAGGGGGAAAUAAUAUAGAAUGUGUUUUAUUUUCUGAUUCAGCUCUUUAUAAGCUACUUUUACAGUACUGGGCUGUCUUUGUCUGAAGAGUUUUGUGUGACGUUAAAAUUUUCAAGUUGAAGUUAUUAGUUCUUGAAAAGACGCGUUACUGAAUGCAAAAUAACAGUUUCUUCUUUACGUUUACUAUGAGCCAUGAAUGUUUUAAACUGUACUUAAAGUAUAGUCUCUCUGGUUUUAUACCAUAUUGUUAUGAAUGUUUACUUUUAAUAAAAACAUCUUAAACUAC
Molecule: messenger RNA, 4615 nt
Organism: Oryzias melastigma (Indian medaka)
Lineage: Eukaryota; Metazoa; Chordata; Actinopteri; Beloniformes; Adrianichthyidae
Gene: nktr
Product: natural killer cell triggering receptor
Exons: 17
Coding region: 152-4174 (1340 amino acids)
Biological process (GO): protein peptidyl-prolyl isomerization; protein folding
Cellular component (GO): nucleus
Molecular function (GO): peptidyl-prolyl cis-trans isomerase activity
Source: RefSeq, a predicted model, not a curated record